This is a messenger RNA of Chrysoperla carnea, 2025 nucleotides long. It is a transcript of the gene jumu, whose product is annotated as forkhead box protein P1-B. The coding region runs from base 210 to 1931 and encodes 573 amino acids. The record is from RefSeq and is a predicted model, not a curated record. Gene Ontology annotation, biological process: regulation of transcription by RNA polymerase II. NCBI's taxonomy places the organism in Eukaryota, Metazoa, Arthropoda, Insecta, Neuroptera, Chrysopidae. Gene Ontology annotation, molecular function: DNA-binding transcription factor activity, RNA polymerase II-specific; transcription cis-regulatory region binding. The transcript has 4 exons.
UUAUUCAGUUGUAAAGCCGGUGAGAACCGCUCUGUCAUUUUUUUAACCAAUGAACGCUCGGCGGGAAAGACAUGUGGUCGUUAUUCACCAAUGACGAUACACAGAUUUGAAAUUGGAGUCUGCUCUUUAUGCAAGUUGUCUAAAGUUGUAUACAGUUGUGUUGAUGUUCUGUGUAAGUACUGUCAUUGUGAGUAUUUUUAAGUAAUUAUAUGUACGAAAUUGAAGAUUUUUCUUUGGGACAACACGAAUUAUUUACAGUAAAAUAUCCAUCUACUGUAAAUGCUUGUCCAGCCUCAAAAAUGGAUCUAUACUUAGGAUCAUCAACGUUUCAAGAAAUGCUGGAUAUAGAUAUUAAAAAUGAAAUGGAUAACGUAUUUGGCGGACAUGAACUAACAUUUAAUUUUGCCGAAUUAUCUGACGUAGAUGAUACUGGUUGUCUUGGUGAUGGUGACUCAAAUGUAUGGUUUUCAAACAACUCAAAUCAUUCCAGUUCGAAUUUAUUUGAAUUACGUAACGAGGGAGCUUCACGCAUGGUCAAUCCAAAUUCAGUAAUGCCAUUAAAUGUUUUAACACGAGUAUUAACGCCAACGCUGGCGUCAUCAUUGAAUCCUGAUGUUGAUACUCCAUCACCUAAACGUAGUCAUUUAACAUUUUCACCGGCAUCAAUCGAUCAAAAUAAUUCGAUCAAGCAUGAAGAUAUGACUGUUAGUAUUGUGAAAAAGGAUUUAACAGAAAGUUUAGAAAAAGUUGACGAACAACCACCUCAAAAACCUAUAAUCGAAGAGAAAAAAUUACUAAACAAUACCAUAAAUGAUCGAAAAGAAACACAAUAUUUUAUACAAACUAAACAAAAUUUACCUAAACCUAUUCAUAUAUUAACAACGAAAUCAAUGGCGCCCAAAAUUACAACACAAAAUGGCCAUAGUAUUCUUGCUAGCAAUAUUAAAGUUAGUACAAAUUCAAGGCAAGUACUUGUUGCAACGCCUACAAUUACAUAUAGUCAUUUGGAGAAUAAAAUAACACAUUCACAGAAUAGAUCGCAACAAAUUGUACAGAAUACUACAACGAUAAAUCGUAAAAAGAAAACACAAGAGGAGGAAGAGAAUCCGUUUCCAAAGCCUACAUAUAGUUAUAGUUGUUUAAUUGCAAUGGCCUUGAAAAACAGUCGAACGGGUAGCCUACCAGUAUCUGAAAUUUAUAAUUUUAUGUGUGAACAUUUUCCAUAUUUCAAAACUGCACCAGCUGGUUGGAAAAAUUCAGUGCGACAUAAUUUAUCCUUAAAUAAAUGUUUCGAAAAAAUUGAAAAACCCGCAGUGACUGGAUCACAGAGGAAGGGAUGCUUGUGGGCAAUGCAUCCAGAUAAAAUUAGUAAAAUGGAUGAAGAAGUACAAAAAUGGUCGCGGAAGGAUCCGGCAGCUAUUCGACGGGCGAUGGUAUAUCCAGAACAUUUAGAAGCGUUAGAACGAGGUGAAUUAAAAUAUGGUAGUGAAUCAUAUGGAGAUUCAAGUGGUUCAGGUGCAUCUGAUUCAGAGACCGAAGAACAUUGUGAUGAUAUCGAAUCAGAUAAUAAUAUUACAAUAAAAGAGGAAGAUAUUAAUUCUCAAUCAGAUUUUAUUGAAAUCAAUAGUUUAGGCGAUUCGUACGACGAAGCAAGUUUAACUGAUUUCGAUAACGAAUACGAAAGUGUUGAAGGUAAUUCUGAUCUAGUUGAAACUGAUGACGACGCCCUACGAAUGGAAAUCGCAUUGGCACAACAAGAACUAUUUAAUUAUCAAGCAGCUCAACAAUCAUCAGCACAAAAGCGUAUGCGGCUAUCGGCAAGUAAUGUUGAAUUUAUGUAUCAACCACUAACAGCUGGCCGGCGAAAAACUCCAUUAGUAUUAAGAAAUAAUUCGAACACAUCGUUUAUUGAAAUUAUUAGUGGUGAAUAAAACUAUUUGGUGAGUUUAUAAACAAAAACAUUGAGUGAUUUUUAUUUACUUUUUCCAAUUAGAAAGGAUUUUUUUCAAAAAUUUUCAUUUCACA